Molecule: messenger RNA, 3048 nt
Organism: Pimephales promelas (fathead minnow)
Lineage: Eukaryota; Metazoa; Chordata; Actinopteri; Cypriniformes; Leuciscidae
Gene: npas4b
Product: neuronal PAS domain protein 4b
Biological process (GO): regulation of transcription by RNA polymerase II
Molecular function (GO): RNA polymerase II transcription regulatory region sequence-specific DNA binding; protein dimerization activity; DNA-binding transcription factor activity, RNA polymerase II-specific
Source: RefSeq, a predicted model, not a curated record
GCGAGCGAGCGAGAGAGAUCCAUAGCACACCAACAGUAAAACUUAAGAAACGAUAGAGGAUAUAUGAGGAAACAAAAAAUGUUUACUUAGUAGCUUGGUUUAUGCUCCAAAACUUAGAAGAAGUGGCGUCUGCCCCGAAUGAUGGCUGAGUAGCUGUUUUCACCCCAAAUAUUCGUCCAUUCCAACGAUUCUUUGGACGAGAGAAGAUGUACCGGUCCACUAAAGGAGCGUCAAAGGCUCGGAGGGAUCAAAUCAACGCAGAAAUUCGCAACUUAAAAGAUCUUCUGCCCAUCUCCGAUGCCGACAAAGCUCGUCUUUCCUAUCUUCACAUCAUGUCACUAGCAUGCAUUUACACAAGAAAGUCCGUCUUUUUCUCUCAAGUGGCAGGAGUUCACGACAUGAGCGGAAGCGCCCUGUCUUUGCCGGAACUCUCUGAUCUUCUGCACACACUACCUGGCUUUCUCCUAGUGCUGACGAGUGAAGGAAAACUCCUGCAUCUGUCGGACAACGUGGCAGAGCACCUCGGUCAUUCCAUGGUGGAUCUGGUGGCUCAGGGUGACAGCGUGUAUGACAUUAUAGACCCAGCCGACCACUUCAUCAUGAAGGGAAACCUUGUGCCGAUCACCUCAACUGACACAGACCGGCUCUUUCGCUGCCGUUUCAGCACUUCGAAGUUUGUGAGGAGGCAAGGGUCAGGGAACAAACUGGCGUUGGUUCGGGCACGCUGUCUGCCACCUCCAUACCACACGUCGUCCUACUGGACAUCCAAUCCAGUGUGGGUGUGUUUUUGCUCCCCGCUGGAGUCCAGUGUCCCUCAGGUUUCUUCAGCUAGGAAUCCUCUCCCCACCCCUCCUGCUGAGCAGUCGUUCCUCCUUUCCUGUUUCCAGUCUCAGCACAGCCAGGACAUGAGAAUCCAUGCUGCUCAGGACAGUGUAAGCGUGUACCUUGGUUAUGACAUAGAGACUCUGCGCUCUCGCUCAUGGUACAGUCUGAUUCAUCCUCGUGAUCUCUCUCAUGCCUCUGCACAACACUGCGCCCUGUUACACGAGGGUGGAGAGAGGCAAGUGGAGAUGGUGGUCCAGGUAGAGGCAGCAGACCACACUUGGGUCUGGCUUUACAUUGUUCUUCAGCUGGAGACUGGAGAAUAUCCCAUCAACAGCCACAACUACGUCAUAAGUGAGUCUGAAGCCUGGUCAGUGCGUCAGCAGUUGUACUCGGAGCAGAAUCAGCUGGCUGUCCUGUACCAGGAGCCACGGCAGAUCUCUGACCCUCUGUCCAGCCCAGACCAGGUCUUCACACCCAGCAGCAGUGGCCUGUCCUCCCAGUCCUUCGACUUUAGCUUCACCACAUCUGGACGGAGCUCCUCAGAAGAGCUCCCCAGUACCUCUGCCCCAUCCAGCAUAGCACUGGACCCCCUUCAGGGCUAUUCUCAGGACGAAAAGUUGCAGACGAGCCACCUGCAACUGCAUGGCGGUGACCAGAUGUGGAGAUCAGCCAUGAGUGUGUCUGCAUCCCCUGAACAUCUCAGCAACAUCAACAUCCCAACAAUCCCCCAUCCCCAUGUUGCCCCAUCGCCCCUUCCUCCAUUCAAAACUCCACCUAAGCGCCAAAGCUCGGAGGAGUAUAUUUGCACGCCCCCUUACACCCCAAGACUCAGAGGGGGGACUUUCAUGUUUGGUGAUGAGACUUUUAAAUCAGACCACAACAAAGCAAGUCAAACGAGGCCGUCUAUAACCUCAGCCAGCAUUGGUCCCGCUCAACACUGCCGAAAACGUCUUUAUGAAACGCUGCCUCCCACUCCAGACAGCCCAGGCAGUGAUGAAUACAUUCUCAUGGCGCUCCCAGAGAUCAGGGGACCUCUUUACGUAGACGUCCCCCAUUUCCCAUUCAGUGCCCUCCCCGAAGGCCUUUUAACCCCAGAGGCCUCGCCCACCAAAAAGCCCUGUUUGAGUUUCUUCCCUCGGGAAGAGGAUACCGAAAGAGAGAGAAUGGAGAUCUCGCAAUUGGCGCAGUAUAUUAGCACUUUAGCUGAGGGUUUCUGUCACAGCCACUCACAAAGCGCGUCGGCUCCCCCUCAUCACUCAUCGUUUGAGGGCGCCAACUCCUCACUGGCUCACAUUGAUGUCUUUAUGUUUGAGGAGAAAGCAGUAGAUGGCACCCCUCUUCCAAAUCUGCCAUCCACCUCCCCCGCACCUCCCUCACCUUACUCAUCGGCGCCGUCCUACGCUCAGCACUCCCCUGUCCACGCGCAGGAGGAGGCUGCGGCUUUGAGCGGCGUACACCACUUCUGUAGCGUCCGGUCGACGCACCAUAAUUGCAUGGACGGGGGUGGGCCGCAGGAAGCAGAGAGACCCGAAGAGGACGUGGAGAUGAUGUCCACCACAGGUCCAGCCCUUCCUGCCCUCACCCCUGCUCUGCCUUGUGCCCAGUCCCUCUUAGAGGAGCUGGUCGCCAUGGAACCUGUGUUUGGGGCAGCCGCCCUGAUGACUCCUGCCGAGAGGCAACAAGAUGAGUUGUAUCAACUCCCUCAUCAAGGCGGACAACAGAUCUUCUACCAAGAUGGAACCAGUGAUCACACGUGUUAACAUAAGUCUGUGACUUAUUCGAUGAAGUAUGGCAUAUUGUCAUCUUUUACGAAGCUAUUUUUCUGGGAUAAUGUGUUAGAGUUCGAUUAAAAUGUGUUGAAAAUAUUUAUUAUGUUUAUAUUUCAAUAUCAUGAAGUCCCAUGAACAUGCAUCCUAUUCAUAUUGGACUGUCACUUUGGGGAAAAGUACUUAAAGUAACAAAGGCAAUUGCCACUUUGUAUUCACUUAUAGUGAAGACUGUGUUUUACUGUUUAUGAAUCACAAUUGUAUCUUAUAAGUCAUCGUAGAGUUCUACGGUCAAGUAGAGGAUUGAUUCCUAGCUACAGUGCUCUCUUUCUAAAUGCUUUUCAUUGUGUCAGUGCAUAAAAACCAUAGAAAUGCUUCAUAAUAAACAGUAUUCCUUUAUGUUUUGUCCUUUAUGAGAUUUCAAGACACUCUUGGAAAUAAAGGUUCUGUAUUGGCA